Molecule: messenger RNA, 2000 nt
Organism: Oncorhynchus kisutch (coho salmon)
Lineage: Eukaryota; Metazoa; Chordata; Actinopteri; Salmoniformes; Salmonidae
Product: zinc finger protein 239-like
Exons: 2
Coding region: 327-1352 (341 amino acids)
Biological process (GO): regulation of transcription by RNA polymerase II
Cellular component (GO): transcription regulator complex; PcG protein complex; chromatin
Molecular function (GO): RNA polymerase II cis-regulatory region sequence-specific DNA binding; DNA-binding transcription factor activity, RNA polymerase II-specific
Source: RefSeq, a predicted model, not a curated record
CUACCAGCUGCUAAACGAGAUGUCCUAUCCUUCCAGGAUGUUGGCCUGAGGUAGGACUACAUAGGUUUAAAUAGUGGAAUAGGGUGGUGGUGUUGUAAUGAGUGUAGGGUUAGAUGGUGCCGUAUUUUACCUUUUUCAUGUAAAGUAUAAAGGAUUUAUACCCCAGUCUAGUUGGUGGCGGUAAUGCAACAUUUAUUGGAUGCCAACCGCCGUUAAACCUCAUCGAAGAAGAAGAAGACGAAGAACGUUAAGCAGAAUCAGAGAUAGAGGUUUCAACCAACAUUUCUUUGAUAAAGCGAAAAGCUACUUUCAUAACCAUUGCUAAUAUGUCAAAACUACAGAUGUUGAAUGUGUUUGUCACGGAGCGUUUGUCAGCGGCUGCUGUGGAGAUAUUCGGAGCCGUGGAGAAGACGGUAGCAGAGUAUCAGGAAGAAAUCUGCCGUUCAGCGGAGGAGAACGAGCGUUUACGCAGGCUGUUGGAUUUGGUUAGCAAACCAGAAAUAAAGUUACACAGAGCAGACUUCCAGGUGCUGCCUCCUGCCGUUCACCCUGAGGAACUUAAUUGUAAGCAGGAGUGGAGCCCCAAUCUGGGGCAGGAUGACCCAGAACCCACACAGAUUAAAGAGGAACAACAGGAGUUCAGACUCAGUCAGGAGGACUCACCUCAGCCCUCACAUCUUUACCAAAACCAAACUGUGGAUGACGGAGAGAGGUGUAUUCUACCUAUCAUCAUAACUGAAGAGAUCAAAACAGAAGCUGAUGGAGAGGGCUACAUAGUACCAGAACCAACAAGUGAUCAGCCCCUUUCAGUUCAUCCAGACUGCUCUGCUGCAGUGGAGAAACCAUAUCGGUGUCAACAAUGUGACAAAAGCUUCACACGUAAGGGACACUUGACCAUCCAUUCAAAGAUACACACAGGAGAGAAAUCCUAUCUGUGCAAACAAUGUGACAAAAGCUUCAUCCAGAAAGGUGACUUGGACAGACAUACUAGGGUACACACAGGAGAUAAUCCAUAUCAGUGCAAACAAUGUGGCAAAAUGUUUAACCAGAAAGGAAGCUUAACCAUCCAUUCAAGGAUACACACAGGGGAGAAACCUUAUCAGUGCAAAGACUGUGACAAAUCCUUCAACCAGAAGAUGGAAUUGAUAUUGCAUAUGAGAGUUCACACAGGGGAGAGACCAUAUAAUUGUCCUGUAUGCAAGAAAGGUUACAUGGCAUUAAGCUAUUUAAGACUUCAUCAGCGUGUUCACUCCGGGGAGAAACCUUACCAGUGCAAAGAAUGUGGCAAAUGCUUUGGUUAUAAAGGAAGCUUGAAGUCUCAUAUGAGCACUCACACAAAAACUUCAGCCUGAAGUGAGAACAACAAAUGAUUACUCACUUGAAUUUCUUGUUACAUCCAACUUGUAAAUUAUUUAUGUUCUAUUUUCUGGCAUUUGACAACUAAACAAAUGUAGUUAUGUGAGAGGAGUGAUAAAACAUCAGUCAGUAUCAGAUUUGUAAGCUCAUUUUAGCUCUCACUUUUUUGGGAUACCUACUGGCCAGGACAAUGAGGGAAUUUGACCAUGCUGGCCCGGCUGAAAAGUGAUUGCAUCCUUUUUGAAACCAGGCUGCCUCACGGGCAUGAGCCACUCCUCCCUCACCGCUUUUGCCUGGUCACAUGACAGGCCAUAGUCCGGUGCACCUCGGUUCAGCCUAAUCAAACUCCUGCACUGCUGGCUUCAGGAAGUUGUCACAGCUGUGUCUAGCAGAGCACACACUUGGAUUCCUAAACAACAGGAGUUCAUAUUCAAUUGUUUAACAAUGACAUACAGGAUAUUUGGGCCACUAUCUGUACUUCUGUCUGCAUGUUAGAAUAUUGAAGUAGCCUAUUAUGUCUUUGUUGACUAUAUAAUGCAGCAAAUAUAGAUCAGCUUUAAUAUUGCAGACAGAUUGUGGCUUUCAAUGUAAUUGUCUGCAUCAUUUCCCCCAUAUAUAUAGAUAUAGAUAUACAGUGCCUUGCG